UUCCGAGGUGGGGCGCCUGCCAACUUGGCCUUGGUCUGACUUCAGUUGCAACACUUCACGCUUGCUUUGUAGUUCUCAACUUGACAUCCCACUGUACAUUCACACAUCAAACUCCAACAUAAUGUCUUCUUCACUAUACGAUCAGAUCCUAAACCUGGAAGAGAGCACAUGGAUAGCACUUCAGACGAGUGGUGCUGCACUUGUCCCAUACUUGACAAAAGAUGCCAUUAUGCAAUUCCCGAUGGGCCUGAAAGUCACAAGCAAGACAGAGCCUUCUGUACAAGAUAUUCUACACUCGCCUGCCUUUGUGCCGUGGAAAAGGUUCAAACUACGGAAGGUCGAUGUUACGCCAGUUGGACCCGAUGGUGCGGUCAUCAGCUAUCAAGCCACGGCGACGAGAGCUUCGGCCGAUCCAAAAGACACUAGAGAUGCCGAAUUCGAUGCGCUUUGCUGUAGCGUCUGGCGUAAGGAGGGCGGAAGUUGGAUGAUGUGCUUUCAUCAGCAGACGAUGGCGGGUGAGGGGCUGUGAGAGUAGGCGCGAGGGGAGCAGGAAGUGAAGGAUGUUUGUGGUCGAACAGCGCGAGCACGCAACGAACCUUCUAGGCGCAC
Messenger RNA from Cercospora beticola, 609 nucleotides. RefSeq names its product nuclear transport factor 2 family protein. NCBI's taxonomy places the organism in Eukaryota, Fungi, Ascomycota, Dothideomycetes, Mycosphaerellales, Mycosphaerellaceae. The record is from RefSeq and is a predicted model, not a curated record.